Messenger RNA from Daucus carota subsp. sativus, 1350 nucleotides. Its product is annotated as glucan endo-1,3-beta-glucosidase, acidic-like. Gene Ontology annotation, cellular component: plasma membrane. The coding region runs from base 171 to 1250 and encodes 359 amino acids. The record is from RefSeq and is a predicted model, not a curated record. Gene Ontology annotation, molecular function: hydrolase activity, hydrolyzing O-glycosyl compounds. Lineage: Eukaryota; Viridiplantae; Streptophyta; Magnoliopsida; Apiales; Apiaceae. Gene Ontology annotation, biological process: carbohydrate metabolic process. The transcript is spliced from 2 exons.
UGCAUGAAUUCAUGCGGCAUGCCGCUGCUGGCGCCUAUUAUGUACAAACUUCCGAACAAUCUCGAGCCAACUCGAUCCUCUUUCUUUCCCUGUAUAAAUACUGCUUCAAGCUUUAGGUAAAGCUCCAUCCAUCCAAAGUCUAAGUAGUUAAGUUCCACUGCUAUAGCACUAUGUCUCCCAAGGUGACCACGUUGCUGCUGCUACUUUCCUCUCUCUUCGCCUUCUUGCAAGCUACUUCAGGUGCUGGGCCGCAAGAUGUGGGUGUGUGUUACGGAUCAUUCGGCAACAAUCAACCAUCCGCACAAGAAGCCGUGUCUCUAGCCCAGUCAGUUGGGAUUCGGAGGAUGAGACUCUAUAGCCCUGACCGUAACGCUCUCCAAGCCCUCAGGAACUCCGGUAUCGAAGUGAUUCUUGGCGUACCCAACGACCACCUUCACUGGGUGGCGUCCGACCAGAGGAACGCCCACGAGUGGGUCCAAGGGAACGUCAUAGACUAUUCCAACGUUAACUUCCGGUUCAUUUCUGUCGGGAACGGAAUCACUCCAUUCCACUCUCAGAACGCCCGGUUCGCGCAGUUUCUGCUCCCAGCAAUGCAAAACAUUCGCAACGCUCUUUCGGCGUUUGGAUUACAGAACAGAAUUAGAGUCUCCACCGCCAUCGAUCAAUCAGAAGUCCUAUCCCAAUCUUUCCCUCCUUCAAGUGGCAACUUCAGGCCCGAAGUUCGACAAUUUAUUCAGCCGAUUAUUCAGUUCCUUGUCAAAAACGGCAACACUCCGUUGCUAGUUAACUUUCACCCCUACUUCAGCUACAUCCACAAUAAGCAAGACAUUCCUCUACAAAUCAACAAGGGUAAAGGCAACCGAGACGCUCGUCUUGAUUACGCUCUCAUGAGGUCUUCCGACAUGUUGGUACAAGAUGCAUGGCUGAGGUACACGAAUGCAUUUGACGCCAUGGUUGAUAGUGUACACUCUGCAAUGGAGAAGGUGGGUGGAAACUCCUUAGACAUUGUGGUUUCUGAAGUUGGAUGGCCUGCAGCCGGAGGACCUGCAGCGAGCAAUCAAAACGCGGCGACUCACAACAGUAACUUGAUUAGGCAUGUACGCAACAGUGGAACACCGAAGAGGCCUAAGAAGCGUAUAGAGACUUACAUCUUUUCUAUGUUUGAUGAGGACAGGAAGAGCGAAGAGAAUCUGAGGCACUGGGGCAUCUUCUGGAAUAAUAAACAAGCCAAGUACCGGAUCAACUUUUAAAGACAGUAACUGAUAUUAGUGGACAUGUAACAGUUUGUAUGUAUAAUAAAGUUUGAACAUGUAUCUCCGAGGAUUGUACGUGACCACUUCUUAAUAAGAU